UUAAAGUGAAGCAAAACAAUGUCUUCUUUUGAUGAAGAUAACAGCUGGAUGCAAUAUAAGCCAAGUGCAAAGUUCCUACCUGUGGUAGAUGGCAAAACUGCAGACUGUCCUGCUGCUGGCACAACAGAUUAUGAUAAACUGGAGACGCCCAUUUUCAGCAAACGCCAAAUAACGUUGCGUAUACCAUCGAACUACAAAGGAAACUUAAUGCAUGCAGCUGUAAAUAAGAGAUGGUUAAUUUGUGUGCUGGAUACGCAGCAAACUAUAUUAUUACGUUUCUUUUUGCCUAGAGCGCUGCCUCCAGGCGAAAUUGCAUUGGAGAAGUAUUUAGCGGGUUACGCUAUAUCAAAAGUAUUCCUCGAUUAUACUGGACACCAUACACUUAUACCAUUGGUUCCGCAGACGCCCGGUCUAUCGGCAGACUUUCUUUAUAUACAUGCGAAUGGGCCAAAAGUGAGGCGUGUGGAAAAGUUCAAAGAUCAUGAAAUUACAUCGGUCGCAUUUAACCGUUAUAUGGGCACGGAAUCCUCUACGGGACCAAUAUUGCUGGGUACCAGUAGGGGUCUGAUUUUCGAAACGGAACUGGUGCAAGAUGGUUUGUCUCCCCUGUAUCGAAAACAAGUGUACGACUUGGGUUUGGGACGUACAAAGUAUCCCAUAACGGGAUUGGAGUUAUUACGCCUACCCAAUACAAACAGAUUUAUGGUCAUUGCAACUGCACCUGAUUGCAUUUACACAUUCCAAGAGAAUUGUAAAUCUGAUGAUAGAUCUCUACAGUUCAUUUUUGCCAAUUAUGUAAAUGGGCAACAAAUUCAUGGUGCCGAGAUGGUUGAAACUGAAUUGAGUUAUUCGGUGCUGCAGCUGUACGGAGAGCCAAAUGAAAAGCUGCCCAAACAAUGGGCCUGGUUGUGUGGUAGCGGUAUACGCUUCGGAGAGAUAUCCACCGAAGAGCGUUCUACCAAUGUUUUACUCGGUGACAAUCUUAUCAGCUUGGAUUACAAGCAAUACAAACAUCUAUCCUACGAAGAGCGGCGGCAAAAUGCUCCACGAGCUCUAGCUCUAACCGAAUAUCAUGCACUUUUAUUCUAUUCGGAUCACAUCACCGGCAUUUGCCUACUAAACGAAAAAGUGGUGUAUGAAGAGUUUUUCCAUGAGCAAAUGGGAAAACUACUUGGUCUUAUGCGUGAUCCCUUUACUGGCACUAUUUAUGUUUACACGGAUAAAAUGUUUUUCAACUUUAAAAUUACAGACGAACAACGUGAUAUUUGGCGUAUAUAUUUAGAAAAGGGUCAGUAUGACUUGGCUGAAAUAUACGCCGCUGAGCAGCCAGAACAUUUAGACACUGUACUAACCAAAAAAGCAGACGCAGCUUUUGAAAAAGGUGAUUAUAAUGUAGCCGCAGAUUUCUAUGCGGAAACAACAAAACAUUUUGAGCAAAUCAGUUUAAAAUUUAUGAAACUAGAAAAUAAGAGGCCGAUCAUACGCUACGUUAAAAAGCGUUUAGCGAUGGUGGGUAACGAUCCAGAUACGAUAUCGGUGUUGGUAGUAUGGCUUAUAGAUCUUUAUUUAACGCAAAUCAAUUACCCUCGGCGUAGUGCACAGGAGCGCGCUGAAUGGCAAAGUGAAUUUGACGAGUUUAUGCAGGCUGCACGUGUAGCCGAUUGUGCUCGCCAAAAUAAAGAAGCCAUACGUAAUCUAUUGAAAGAACAUGCUGAUGUACAUAAUAUCUCACAAUUCGCUAUAGCGAAUGGUGAUUACGAGGAAGUGAUAGACCAGCAAAUUGGCGUGAAUAAAUUUAAAGAUGCGCUGCACACAUUGACUCAGCAAGAUAACCUAGAAUUGUAUUACAAGUAUUGUCCUAUACUGAUGGAAUAUGUGCCUCAUGAAACAAUAGCAACACUUAUGUCACAGGGACGAAAAUUAGAUAUAAAAGAGCUCAUACCGACGCUGAUAAUACAAGAAAGUGAAAAACAUAUAGAAGAAAUCAUAAGGUAUCUGGAAUAUGCGAUAUACAAGUUGGGUGAAACUCAUGAAACCGUGCAUAAUUACAUUAUACAUUUGUAUGCCAAAUAUAAGCCCUCAAAAGUAAUAAUAUACCUAGAGAAUGAGGGACAAGACUUGAGUCUGAUUCACUACGAAAUAAAUUAUGCGAUGUUGCAGUGUCAGCAUUUCCAUGUAGAUGUGGCGACGGUUUUUCUAAUGUGUUUGAAUGAAAUGUGGGCUGCCGCGGUGGAGUUAGCACUAACUUUUGAUUUAAAACUGGCAAAGGAAACGGCUUCGAAACCACAAUUAGAGGAGGACCGCGAAAAGAUGUGGCUGGUUAUUGCGCAACAUGAAAUACAAGGUACCAAUGAUGUCAAAAAAGCAUUAGAUCUUCUAAAAGAAUGUGAAUUGCUGCGUAUUGAAGAUUUACUGCCCUUUUUCUCCGAUUUCGAAAAGAUUGAUGAUUUUAAAGAAGCAAUUUGCGAGGCGCUAAGAGAUUACAACCAAAAAAUUCUUGAACUUAAACACGAAAUGGAUGAGUGUGACAAACAAGCCAUGCGUGUGCUCAAAGACUUGCAAAAUUGUCGUGCGCGUAGUAUUCGUAUAAACGCGCAAGAGACUUGCAACCUUUGCGAAACAUUUCUCUUAGUAAAGCCAUUCUUCGUUUUUGUCUGUGGUCACAAAUUUCAUAGUGAUUGUAUAGAAAAACAAAUUUUACCUACAUUAAGCAGAGAUCAAAGUCACCAACUAGCCACGCUUAAACAACAACUGGAAACACUAUUGACUCAAAGUAUGCCAAUGGAUAACGACGCAGCAGUUGUGCAAAUUCAACGCGCUGAAAUAAAAACCGAAAUCGAGAAUAUGGUUGCUGCUGAUUGUUAUUUUUGUGGUGUAAUGAUUGAAAUGAUCGAUCAACCAUUCGUCUCCGAUUGGGAUCAGGUCAAUGUCGAUUGGGAUUAAAGAGUAUUUAAGGAGCGUAUCGAUUAACAUAAUGUAUUAAAAAUAUAUAUUAAGAUUAAACUCAUACAUGCAUACUAUGUGAGUAGGUUAAGCUUGCAAUAAACAUAGCCAUUAUAUUUUUACACCUAAUUAUUCUUACUCAAAACUCCACUGCUAAUUUGUAACUGUUGAAAACUGUAUUGAAUUGUGUAUAUGUAUGUAUAUCAUAUAAAA
Rhagoletis zephyria (snowberry fruit fly) is the source of this 3156-nucleotide messenger RNA. It is a transcript of the gene dor, whose product is annotated as vacuolar protein sorting-associated protein 18 dor. Gene Ontology annotation, cellular component: HOPS complex; endosome. Gene Ontology annotation, molecular function: protein-macromolecule adaptor activity. The record is from RefSeq and is a predicted model, not a curated record. Gene Ontology annotation, biological process: endosome to lysosome transport; intracellular protein transport; organelle fusion. NCBI's taxonomy places the organism in Eukaryota, Metazoa, Arthropoda, Insecta, Diptera, Tephritidae.